Molecule: messenger RNA, 2412 nt
Organism: Xiphias gladius (swordfish)
Lineage: Eukaryota; Metazoa; Chordata; Actinopteri; Istiophoriformes; Xiphiidae
Gene: nlgn1
Product: neuroligin 1
Exons: 10
Coding region: 286-2412 (708 amino acids)
Biological process (GO): neuron cell-cell adhesion; presynaptic membrane assembly; modulation of chemical synaptic transmission
Cellular component (GO): synapse; postsynaptic specialization membrane; cell surface
Molecular function (GO): signaling receptor activity; neurexin family protein binding
Source: RefSeq, a predicted model, not a curated record
CUGCUGCUGCUGCAGGCAGCAGCUGUGUCGGCUCAGAAACUGGAUGAGAAUGACCCCGUUGUCACCACCACCAACGGCAAGCUGCGCGGCAUUAAGAAAGAGCUCAACAAUGAGAUCCUGGGUCCUGUUGUACAGUUUCUGGGUGUCCCGUAUGCCGCUCCACCCGUUGGCGAACGCCGCUUCCAGCCACCUGAGCCACCAGCAUCGUGGCCCGAGAUCCGCAACGCCACACACUUUGCCCCGGUGUGCCCUCAGAGCAUCGUGGAGGGCCGUCUGCCAGACGUGAUGCUACCCGUGUGGUUCACCAACAGCAUUGACGUAGUGUCCACAUACGUCCAGGACCAGAGCGAGGACUGCCUUUAUCUUAACAUCUACGUCCCGACUGAGGAUGGUCCCCUUACAAAGAAACACACUGAUGAUUUAGGUGAUAGUGACCGCACGGACGAUGAAGACAUUAGGGAGAGUGGAAGCCCCAAGCCGGUGAUGGUUUUCAUCCACGGGGGCUCCUACAUGGAAGGAACUGGAAAUAUGUUUGAUGGCAGCAUCCUGGCCAGCUAUGGGAAUGUGAUUGUCAUAACUGUUAACUACCGGCUGGGCGUCCUAGGGUUCCUGAGUACAGGUGACCAGGCAGCCAAAGGGAAUUACGGUUUGUUGGACCAGAUCCAGGCUCUGCGUUGGACUAGUGAGAACAUUGCAGCCUUUGGCGGUGACCCAUUACGUAUCACUGUGUUUGGCUCAGGCGCUGGAGCUUCCUGUGUCAACCUGCUCACGUUGUCUCACUACUCUGAGGGCCUGUUCCAGAGGGCCAUCGCCCAGAGUGGCACGGCUCUUUCCAGCUGGGCCGUCAGCUUUCAGCCAGCUAAGUAUGCCCGGAUGCUGGCCCGUAAGGUGGGCUGUAACCUGGAGGACACUGUAGAGCUCGUGGUGUGUCUGCAGAGAAAACAUUACAAGGAGCUAGUAGAUCAAGACAUCCAGCCAGCCCGCUACCACAUCGCCUUUGGACCUGUUAUCGAUGGAGAUGUUAUACCUGAUGACCCUCAGAUACUCAUGGAGCAAGGUGAGUUCCUCAACUAUGAUAUUAUGCUGGGAGUGAACCAGGGUGAGGGCCUAAAGUUUGUCGAGCUUAUUGUGGACAACGAAAAUGGCGUCCAGGCUAAUGACUUUGACUACGCCGUGUCCAGCUUUGUGGAUGACCUCUAUGGCUACCCAGAGGGUAAAGAUAUCCUCCGAGAGACCAUCAAGUUCAUGUACACCGACUGGGCUGAUAGGCACAACCCGGAGACUCGCCGGAAGACAUUGCUGGCCCUUUUCACCGAUCACCAGUGGGUGGCACCAGCUGUUGCCACCGCUGAUCUGCACUCCAGCUUUGGGUCACCAACAUAUUUCUAUGCCUUCUACCAUCACUGUCAGACGGAACAGGUACCACCGUGGGCAGAUGCAGCUCAUGGAGAUGAGAUCCCAUAUGUGUUUGGGCUACCGAUGAUUGGACCAACAGAGCUGUUUCCCUGCAACUUCUCCAAGAAUGACGUGAUGCUCAGUGCCGUAGUCAUGACCUACUGGACAAACUUUGCCAAGACAGGUGACCCAAACCAGCCUGUCCCUCAGGACACCAAGUUUAUCCACACCAAGCCCAAUCGCUUUGAAGAAGUUGCAUGGACACGCUACAACCAGAAAGAUCAGCUUUACCUCCACAUUGGCCUGAAACCCCGAGUCAAAGAGCACUACCGUGCCAACAAGGUCAACUUGUGGUUGGAGCUGGUUCCUCAUCUGCACAGCCUCAACGAGGUCACUCAGCUCAUUCCCACUACCACUAAGAUCCCUCCACCAGAGGCUACCAACCGUACCCCAAAGACUAAGAUUCUUGUGACCAAACGCCCUAACCCGACUCCGUUCCCCACUGAGAUCCAGGACAGCCACAACCAGCCACACCUGGUGGACCAGCGUGACUACUCCACUGAGUUAUCAGUGACCAUUGCUGUGGGAGCCUCCUUGCUCUUCCUCAACAUUCUGGCUUUUGCCGCGCUUUAUUACAAGAAGGACAAGCGCCGGCAUGAUGUCCAUAGGCGCUGCAGCCCCCAACGGAGUGCCGCCAACGACCUAGCCCACACUCAGGAGGAGGAGAUCAUGUCCCUGCAGAUGAAGCAGCACUCAGACCUGGACCGGGAGUGCAGGGGGGUGGGCGACUCCCUGCACCCGCACGAUGUGGUGCUGAGAACUGCCUGCCCACCGGACUACACUCUGGCCAUGAGGCGUUCACCAGACGACAUCCCGCUCAUGACGCCAAAUACCAUAACCAUGAUCCCCAGCACCAUGGGGGGACUUACCUCGCUCCACUCUUUCAACACCUUCCCCAGCAGUGGGCAGAAUAAUACCCUGCCCCACCCACACUCACACUCCACCACCCGGGUAUAG